Molecule: messenger RNA, 1828 nt
Organism: Trachemys scripta elegans
Lineage: Eukaryota; Metazoa; Chordata; Testudines; Emydidae
Product: nicotinamide N-methyltransferase-like
Exons: 3
Coding region: 78-881 (267 amino acids)
Cellular component (GO): cytosol
Molecular function (GO): N-methyltransferase activity
Source: RefSeq, a predicted model, not a curated record
AAAGGCCGAGUUCAGAUUCUGGGCUGUCAGGAGCCGCUGACUGUGCACAGGAAUCCUAGGGAAAAGCAACGCAUUGUAUGUGCGGAUUCGGAGUGAGCAUCAUGACUGAGUUCACCGGAGGCGACGUUUACCAGGCAGAAUUUGACCCGAAGGCCUUCCUGGAAUAUUUUAAGUUUGGGGAAGACACCUGGAGAGAUGACUUUCUUAUCUUCAUCCUGAAACAAUACUGUAAAACCUUCACUUCAGGUGGGGUGAAAGGCGACACCCUGAUUGACAUCGGCAGCGGCCCCACCAUUUAUCAGCUCCUCUCCGCCUGCGAGAACUUUAAGGAGAUCAUCGCUUCGGACUAUACCGACCGGAACCGCCAGGAACUGGAGAAAUGGCUGAAGAAUGAGCCAGGAGCGUUCGACUGGACUCCAGUGGUGAAAUACGUGUGUGAGCUGGAAGGAGACAGGGAAAAGUGGGCUGAGAAGGAAGAGAAGUUGAGAAAGAAAGUCAAGCAGGUUCUGAAAUGCGAUGUGUCCAAAUCCAACAUCUUGGCCCCUGCGUCUCUGCCCCAGGCCGACUGCCUGCUCUCCGCACUGUGCUUGGAAGCUGCCUGCAAAGACCUGAACAGCUAUCGUGCAGCACUGAAGAACAUCAGUUCUCUGUUAAAGCCAGGAGGCCACUUGGUGAUGGUGAUAGUCCUGAAAGAAACCUACUACAUGGUAGGCCAACGCAGGUUCUCCUGCCUCUACCUGGAGCGGGAGUCGGUGGAGGAAGCCCUGAGAGAGGCCGGGUAUGAUGUACAAUGUAUGGAGGUGACUCCAAACCGUUCCCAACGCACAUUUUCAGAUUUUGAGGCUGUGCUGAGUCUGGUUGCGUGCAAGCGGCCUGCUUAGUCCUGCUGAAAAUGAGCAAGAAAGAGCCUUGGCGCAAGGGAAAGGGCCGGGCUGGCCUUAGGGAAAAAGGCGCCUGGGGCAAACUUGUAUUUUGGCUCUGUGAGGGGCAGGGAGUUGUAGGGGGCGCGGAGCACAGGGAGCUGGGGUGGGGGCUUCUCAGAGCCAAACCUGCACGUGAUUUUGCAUUGGCAUGUGCAUUAAUCAAAGAAUGUAGAAUUGAGAGAUAGGACAUGUGACCCAAGGACCCCUUGAUGCCAACUGGCAGAUGGCCCCAGGGUACAUAGGUGUAGAGGAAUCUCCUGGGUUCGUCAAAAGGGGUCACGUAAGGUCUCUAAUGAAAGCCUGUGUCACACUGAUCGUCAUAAUCAUUGCAAGAUAUAUGUAUGGAAAACAUGUGAAUAGUUAUGGAUCUAUACUAAAAAUGAUGUUCCCUAGGACUGUGAAUUAAGGCAGGCCACCAGGUGAUCCACAUACCUCUGUCAUGCAAGACAGAGAUGCGUAUGUCACGCUGGCUCAUCAUGUGCAAACUGAGCAUUGUGUGGUUCCCAAAGGACACCCAUUUACAAUCUGAGCCAAAUGCUAAUCAAUUGAUUGCAGGGGCUUCAGGAAAAAAUAAGCCAGCAGGGGUUAUCUUGAUUAGGCAUAAGGCAAUGAACUUUUGAAACUAUAUCGGGGGUGCAGAUGAACCUCCAGUUAUUCCUUCAGUCUGUGAGGACUGCCAGCAGGAUUGAUUUGAUGAGAAGGGAGCUCAGCUAAACUGGUUGAAAAUCCUGAGAAAAGGACGUGGGGUAAGCUAUCUCGUAGGAGAUAGCGGAAUGCCUGGUUAGGUGAGUGCCGGCUCUAGAAAACACGUUAUGAUUUUGUUUGAUAUGUAACCACUGCUUUGCAAUAUCCUCACUUGCUGUCCUUGAAUCUCUGUUUUGAUAAUAAACUUAUUCCUGUUUUCA